Molecule: messenger RNA, 1959 nt
Organism: Colletotrichum abscissum
Lineage: Eukaryota; Fungi; Ascomycota; Sordariomycetes; Glomerellales; Glomerellaceae
Exons: 2
Biological process (GO): protein phosphorylation
Molecular function (GO): protein kinase activity
Source: RefSeq, a predicted model, not a curated record
AUGACCGAUCGAUCAGAACAGAUCAGACAAAGUCCUAUUGGGAACAGCCUUGAUGCUGUUCACAGCACUUUCAACUCCAUAUGCAAUGGUGCAAAGACUCCUUGUACCGCCGACGCUAUAGAUCAACUCGAUCUUCGAAAUUUAACUCUGACUCUCCUUUCUGCUUUGCGAAGCCAUAUUCUUUCAAGAUCCCUUCCUUCGAAAUCGGGCUCUAGCAACUUCCAAAACGAUCUCCUCCGGCUUAUUUCGGCCGCUACCUCCGAUAAUUUCGAAUUCGAUAGCGUUAAGUCCCUCCUGAAGUCGGCCCUCUCCAACAAAGUGGAUGAUUUCACCAUCUGGGAUCAAGCAUACAGCGCCGUGCCCGAAACCACGCCACCCCCCCGAACGAUAGCCUCCUCACUUCAACAAACGCCCUGGCAACGUAAUACGAGCAGUUUCGCCAAUUCGUCCGAACACCGUCGAUAUGUUGACGAUAUACUGAAAGAGGAGCUCGGCACUAUGUAUGUUGGGCUUCCCGGCCUUCGAGACGCAUAUUUUGGAGGUGUGGUCGGGCUUGAGGCUGCGUCCAAGGAGUUCUUCGAUCAGUGCCUCAAUGGGGACUAUUCUGCCUUCCACGACGGCUGGGAGGGUUGGCCCCAGGAUACAAACGAGAAAAGCGUGCUAGAGUGGCUUGCUGGCUUCGUCAAGAAGCUGGCGCUGUUUGCAAACACCCAGCAGUCAAACACAACACAUCAACGAAGCCUCUUAGCACACCCCAACACACCGAUGCAGGGUUCCACAGCAGAUCGCAAACUAGAUGUCGGGUUCGUCGAUAACCUCGAGGUUGGCCAAGGGUCUCGACACCACUGGAAGCAAAUCCUGGUACCUGGAGAACUCAAGAGUAACCCAUCUGCCGACACAGCCUCCAAAGCUUGGCUUGACCUUGGAAGGUAUGCGAGGGAAGUGCUCGCUGCACAAGACACCCGACGCUUUGUCCUGGGCUUCACGCUCUGUGGACCUCUCAUGAGGGUAUGGGGCUUUGACCGGCUUGGAGCCAUCGCGUCAGAGCAGUUUGACAUCAACAAAGACGGCCUGCAGUUCGUGUUCAUAGUACUUGGAUUUCUUUGGAUGGAUGACGAAGCCCUGGGGUUUGAUCCAACGGUUAAGGUAUUGGACAACAACCGCUUCAUCAACAUUAAGCGGAAUGGUUCCACAGAGCGAAUUGUUAUUGAUGGGGUAAUUUUACGAGCACGCUGUGUGGCUGGCCGGGCUGCGACUUGUUGGAAGGCCCACCCUGAGGAACACCCAGACACGCCGCUUGUCAUCAAGGACUCAUGGCAGUAUCCUGAACGUGACGAAGAGGGCGGCCUCCUACGGGAAGUAACGGAUAAACAUGUUGUGAAUGUGGCCCGGUAUUAUUACCAUGAAACGGUCCAGGUUCACGAGACAGACGAUGAUAUCUGCAACAAUGUUCGUCACGGCCUAAAUGUCAUAGCAGCAAGCAACUACCGGCCAGGACGACAGAUGCCACCAAGCAACAUGGCAAAAGAAACCACGCGGAAGGGCCGCAGCAACACCAGCAGAAAGCGUCCAUCCAGCCAAACUGAUUCCACCCUUCCCCCUAGCAAGCGAUCCUGCUCCGCGUCUCCAACCAAGGCUGUAAGUAUACCUCCCAAUCGGGUUCAUCGGCGGAUUAUUCUUCAGGAUUACGGCAAGCCUAUAUACAAGGCAAGCUCUCGAUCAGCACUACUUGCUGCCCUCGUAGGCUGUAUUGACGGCCACGAGUCUUUGUACAAGGCAGGCAUCCUCCACAGAGAUAUAUCUAUUAACAACCUCAUGAUCAAUGAGGACAGCGGCAACCCAUCCUGGCCAGCGUUUCUGAUUGACCUUGACCUGGCAAUUCGAGAGCCACGAGAGAGUGCCUCAGGUGCCAAGGGAAAGACCGGCACGAGGGCCUUUAUGGCAAUCGGGGCACUAAUA